Molecule: messenger RNA, 4371 nt
Organism: Megalops cyprinoides (Indo-Pacific tarpon)
Lineage: Eukaryota; Metazoa; Chordata; Actinopteri; Elopiformes; Megalopidae
Gene: sec24a
Product: SEC24 homolog A, COPII coat complex component
Exons: 23
Coding region: 295-3615 (1106 amino acids)
Biological process (GO): endoplasmic reticulum to Golgi vesicle-mediated transport; COPII-coated vesicle cargo loading; intracellular protein transport
Cellular component (GO): COPII vesicle coat; endoplasmic reticulum exit site
Molecular function (GO): SNARE binding; zinc ion binding
Source: RefSeq, a predicted model, not a curated record
UGUGUGAGGAAGGCUCUACCUCUAUCUACGUUGAUCCAGGGUGAUCCCUACUUCCUGUGCAAGCAGAGGAGGAUUUUUACGAUUACUUUUUACCAGGGCCUGUACCCCAGAAAUACUGGGAACAGCCCCAACCAUGGUUCUGUGUUAGCCAGAUUAUUAACACCGACCUCGAAGUCAGAGGCCCGAUCGGCCAAUCUACAGAUCUGCUCCCGCUAGUUAGCUAGCUAGGUUUAAAGGCGUACUAUUCGCCAGCGCAACACCUCUAGCUAAAUUUGAUCUGGUAUCAAUUUCAAGAUGUCAAAUUCUGGGUACAACUCUCAGAAUGGGGCAGGAGGACAGCCGUAUACAAAUGGCCCCUCCCAGAAUCCCUUGUUGCUGCAGCCUGCCGGUCCUGGCUACAACAUGGCCGGCCAGACUCCUUAUUCAAACCAGAUUCCAACCAAGGCCCCGCUGUACAACUCUGGGCCCUACCAGAUCGUCCCCCCAGUCAGCUCGUAUCAGAUCCCCGGUCAGCCGCCGUUAAGCCGGCCGCCGAUGGGCCCGCCGCAGUCCAUGACGCCACCUCCGCCCACCGCCCACAGCCCCCGGAUGCUGCCCCCGGUGCCCGGGCAGAACUCCCCUUCUCCCCUGGUGUCCACUGAGAGCUUCUACCCGGGUUCCCAGAACCCCCCGCAGCCCACCUGGCAGUACGGGGCGCCUCCGCCCAUGGGCACGGCGCCCCUCGUCCCUGUGGGGAAUCAUGUGACCUCAGUACCCAGCUCCGCACCAAACCAGCCUUCGACAUCAGGGUACAGCGUGGCUCCGCCUCCUGCCUUCCACAACGCUGCCUCGUUCGCCCCCGGACCGCCGGCGCCACCCGCCUCCAUCUACACCCACUCAGCCCCUGUCCCGCCCUCUGGAAGCCCUGUACCACCUCACCCAUAUCAGCCUGGCAGAGCACCCUAUGCACCCCCACUCACAGCUGGGCCCCCUCCAGCCAUGAGACCCACACCGCCUCCAACUGGUCCUCCUGCCAGUGCCACCCCACCCCCCCAUCUCCCCAAACAUGAAGCAGUGGCGGGGCACCUGCCCAUCCCAGGUGAUGGCCCACAUGCCCCAAAUGCCUUCGACCAUUUGGAGACAGGUGCAAAAAAUAUGGCCGGUCCGCCCCCGCCUCAGCCUGGCACGAUUGGCAGGCAGUUGGGCCACUCGUACCCCACGCUCCCACCGGGUUACCAAAACACGGGCCCUCCCCCGAACGCUUCCCCCGCGGCACCGCUGAAGCAGCCUUACAGCCCAGCAGCACAGCCAUAUCAGCAGCCCUCGGCUGGCCCGGCCCAGCUGAGUCCCUCCAUGGCGGGGCUGAGCCUGCAGUCCCAGACCCCAGAGGCCCUGAGGGUGGUCAACCUGCUGCAGGAGCGGAAUCUCCUUCCCCCGGGGCCCGUCCCCGCCCCCACGCCCUGCCUGCCUCAGGACCUGCAGAAGCUCAACUGUAGCCCAGAGGUCUUCCGCAGUACGCUGACCAACAUCCCUCAGACGCAGUCUCUGUUGAGCAAAGCGAAACUCCCCCUGGGCUUACUGCUGCAUCCUUUCAAAGACCUCUCGCAGCUGCCAGUGGUCACCUCAAGCACCAUCGUCCGGUGUCGCUCAUGCAGAACCUACAUUAACCCCUUCGUCUCCUUCCUGGACCAGAGGAGAUGGAAGUGUAACCUGUGCUACAGGGUCAAUGACGUUCCCGAGGAGUUCAUGUACAACCCCGUCAGCAGAUCCUAUGGAGAGCCACAUAAGCGGCCUGAGGUGCAGAACCCCACCAUCGAGUUUAUCGCCCCAUCGGAAUACAUGCUGAGACCCCCUCAGCCCGCUGUGUACCUCUUUGUACUUGACGUGUCCCACAACGCCGUGGAAACGGGAUACUUGGAUGUUGUCUGUCAGUCGCUCCUGGACAACCUAAAUUCACUUCCAGGAGACACCAGGACAAAGAUUGGCUUCAUCACGUUUGACAGCACAAUCCACUUCUACAACCUCCAGGAAGGCCUGUCCCAACCACAAAUGCUUAUUGUCUCAGACAUUGAAGAUAUUUUUCUCCCAACUCCCGACAGCCUUUUAGUAAACCUCAGUGAGUGCAAGGAGCUGGUGCAGGAUCUGCUGAAGGGUUUGCCCCAGAUGUUCACCAAGACGAUGGAGACCCACUCUGCGCUGGGCCCGGCGCUUCAGGCUGCGUUCAAACUGCUGUCGCCCACCGGAGGACGAGUGUCCGUCUUCCAGACCCAGCUUCCCACGCUGGGAGUGGGGGCCCUAAAAUCCAGAGAGGACCCCAACCAGAGGGCGUCUGCAAAGGAUAUUCAGCACCUCUCUCCUGCCACCGAUUUCUACAAGAAGCUGGCGCUUGACUGUUCUGGCCAGCAGGUGGCUGUGGAUUUGUUCCUGCUGAGCGGACAGUACUGUGAUUUGGCCUCCCUAGGUUGCAUAUCCAGGUUCUCUGCAGGUAGCGUCUACUACUACCCCUCCUACCACCACCAGCACAACCUGGCUCAGGUAGAGCGCUUCCAGAAAGAUCUGAAGAGAUAUCUCACCCGCAAGAUCGGCUUUGAGGCUGUCAUGAGGAUACGCUGCACUAAAGGUCUGUCCAUACACACCUUCCACGGGAACUUCUUCGUCCGCUCCACGGACCUGCUGUCACUGCCCAACGUGAACCCGGAUGCGGGCUUUGCUGUGCAGAUGUCUAUUGAGGAAAACCUGGUAGAUAUGCAGGUGGUGUCCUUCCAGGCAGCCCUUCUCUACACGUCCAGCAAAGGAGAGAGGCGGAUCAGAGUCCACACCAUGUGUCUGCCCGUCGUCAACUCUCUGUCCGACGUCUUCGCUGGGGCCGAUGUCCAGGCCAUGACUGGACUGCUUGCCAGUAUGGCUGUGGAUCGCUCUGUGACGGCCAGUCUGAGUGACGCCAGGGACGCCAUGACCAACGCAGCCAUCGACUCGCUGUCUGUGUACCGCUCAUCUGUGCUGACCAUCCAGCAGCCUGGCCUCCUGGCCCCUGCCUGUCUCCGCCUCUUCCCCCUCUACAUCCUGGCCCUCCUUAAACAGAGAGCCUUCCGCACGGGUACAAGCACGCGCCUGGACGACCGCGUCUUCGCCAUGUACCAGCUCAAAUACCAGCCGCUGUCUUACCUCACGCUCAUGAUCCACCCGUCGCUGUACAGGGUAGACGACCUUACGGAUGAGGGGGCCCUGAACAUCAGUGAGCGCACCAUCCCCCAGCCCAGAGUCCUGCAGCUGUCGGUGGAGAGACUGAGCCGGGAAGGAGCCUUCCUCAUGGAUGCUGGAUUGGUCAUGUUCCUCUGGAUCGGACGGAACUGCAAUCCCAACUUCCUGACGCAGGUGCUGGGGGUCCCGAGCUAUGCUGCCGUACCUCAGAACAUGCACCAGCUUCCGGAAUUAGAAACAGCCGAGUCAGUCAGAACCAGAGCCUUCAUUGGCUGGCUGAGAGAACAGCGGCCCUUUUUCCCCAUCCUGCAUGUCAUCAGGGAUGAGAGCCAGCUCAAAGCCAGCUUUAUGCAAAACAUGAUUGAGGAUCGGACUGAGUCUGCCCUGUCUUAUUACGAGUUCUUGCUCCAUUUGCAACAGCAAAUCAGCAAGUAAGUCAGCCUACAGGAGGGCUGGAGAUUACCGAUGAACAGAAUUGUAUCCGUGUUGGUUAAUGAUGGACAGCCUGCCGGGUCCCUCGUUCUCACGGCAUCUGCAGUAAACGGCUCACCUUUAGUUUUCCCGCUCUCGCCUCUCCUGAAGAAUUCGCCCCUCUGUGGACUUCAUUCAGUCUUUUUAUGUUAAGGGGAAAGUGACUGGGAUGAGUGGUAGUACAUUGCUGGCCAGGGUCUUUGCGGUAAUGAACAACAUUCUGAAACCAGUUUAAAACCUGAAGAGGUAAGAAAGUCAGUGUUUUAUCCUCCUUAGAAUGCUGCUGAUUAUAAGAGCUUUCCAGAUAAUGGCAAUUGAUGUGAAGCCAUUUUGUUUCAAGAAGCACAUUUAUGUUUGAUAAGAAAGUAAUAUAUGUAUCAUACUUUAUACUUUCUGGGGUAAUAUUAUUUGCAUUUGAGGAUAUUAUUGGUGACUUUGUCAUUGAGAACAGAAUCAAACCCACAAUAUCAGUAAAGCCUUCUACAGGUUUAAAAUUCAUCAUUUAUUCAAGAACAAUAUCCCUUAUUUCUAGACUGUUGGAUAGAAGUGUGCUUUUUUCCAUCUGCAUCGAACAAAUAUAUAGGCUUGUCAGAGCAAAGGCAGAAGAGUAGGUGUUCAAAGGUGAUCUUACCUCUUUACAAUUAGCUGCCUUGACUGUGUCCAAUAAAUAGUGUAAAUUCAUGCUAUUAUUUCUUAGUUCCAUGCUGUUCUUUAAGGUCU